Molecule: messenger RNA, 9483 nt
Organism: Vicugna pacos (alpaca)
Lineage: Eukaryota; Metazoa; Chordata; Mammalia; Artiodactyla; Camelidae
Source: RefSeq, a predicted model, not a curated record
CUUGUCAGGCUGUUUGCUUACAGAUGCAUUAUAAGCCAAAUUGUGAGCCAUAAUAGUGGCACUGAAUUUCUAAACACAAGAAAUUACUUAGACAAUUGGUUUAGUAUCUGUAUAUGGGCAAUACUCUGUCCUGCAGUAGGCAGCAUGUCAGCUGAAACACCAAUCACACUGAAUAUCAGUGCUCAAGAUCUGCAGGUCCAAACAUUUACAGUAGAGAAGCUACUGGAGCCUCUCAUAAUCCAGGUUACUACACUUGUAAAUUGUCCCCAGAAUCCUUCUAACAGGAAAAAAGGAUGUUCAAAAAGAGCAAGAGUCCUUCUAGCUUCUGUGGAGGAAGCAACUUGGAAUUUAUUAGACAAGGGAGAGAAGAUUGCUCAGGAAGCCACAGUUUUAAAGGAAGAGCUUACUGGGGCACUUGAGGAAGUUCGCAAAGAAAGUGAAGCUCUGAAAGUAUCAGCUGAGAGAUUUGCAGAUGACCCCUGUUAUCUCCCGAAAAGGGAGGCUGUGGUUCAAGCCGCCCGUGCCUUGUUGGCUGCAGUUACCAGACUUCUUAUCCUUGCAGAUAUGAUUGAUGUCAUGUGUCUCUUGCAGCACGUGUCAGCUUUUCAAAAGGCAUUUGAGUCUCUCAAAAAUGUUUCCAACAAAUCUGAUCUCCAAAAAACCUAUCAGAAGCUUGGAAAGGAGCUGGAAAAUCUGGAUUAUUUAGCCUUCAAACGUCAGCAGGACUUAAAAUCUCCAAAUCAGAGGGAUGAAAUUGCAGGCGCCCGGGCCUCAUUGAAGGAGAACUCACCCAUAUUGCAUUCAAUUUGUUCAGCUUGUUUGGAACAUUCUGAUGUUGCUUCCCUCAAAGCCAGCAAGGACACAGUUUGUGAAGAAAUUCAGAAUGCCCUCAAUGUAAUUUCAAAUGCUUCACAAGGCAUCCAGAAUACGAUAGCCCCACCAGAACCUCAAGCAGCAACCCUGGGAAGUGCCCUCGAUGAGCUUGAGAAUUUAAUUGUCUUGGAUCCACUCACAGUGACUGAGGAGGAAAUUAGACCAUCACUAGAGAAACGCCUUGAAGCCAUUAUUAGUGGGGCAGCUCUGUUGGCCGACUCUUCAUGCACAAGGGAUUUCCAUCGGGAGCGGAUUAUUGCAGAAUGCAAUGCCAUUCGCCAGGCUCUCCAGGACCUGCUUUCAGAGUACAUGAACAAUACUGGAAAAAAGGAAAGGAGUAAUACCCUGAAUAUUGCGAUAGACAACAUGUGCAAGAAGACAAGAGACCUUCGCAGACAGCUCCGUAAGGCUAUUAUAGAUCAUGUGUCAGACUCGUUUUUGGAUACAACAGUCCCACUUUUGGUUCUCAUUGAAGCUGCCAAGAAUGGCCGGGAAAAGGAAAUAAAAGAAUAUGCUGCAAUAUUUCGUGAACACACCAGCAGGCUUGUAGAGGUGGCAAAUCUUGCUUGUUCCAUGUCAACAAAUGAAGAUGGGAUUAAAAUUGUCAAAGUCGCAGCCAAUCACCUGGAAACACUGUGUCCACAGAUUAUUAAUGCUGCACUUGCUUUGGCUGCAAAACCCAAAAGUCAAGUGGUCAAGAAAACCAUGGAAAUGUACAAGCGCACAUGGGAGAAUCAUAUCCAUGUCCUCACUGAAGCUGUAGAUGACAUUACAAGCAUUGAUGACUUCCUUGCUGUGUCUGAGAGCCACAUCCUAGAAGAUGUCAACAAAUGUAUCAUAGCCUUGAGAGACCAGGAUGCUGAUAAUUUAGACCGAGCAGCAGGUGCUAUCAGAGGACGGGCAGCAAGAGUUGCUCACAUUGUCACAGGUGAAAUGGACAGUUACGAGCCAGGGGCUUACACAGAAGGUGUGAUGAGAAAUGUUAACUUCCUUACAAGUACUGCAAUUCCUGAAUUUGUAACACAAGUGAAUGUCGCCUUGGAAGCCUUAAGUAAAAGCUCUUUGGAUGUGUUUGAUGAUAAUCAAUUUGUGGACAUCUCCAAGAAGAUCUAUGAUACAAUUCAUGAUAUCAGAUGUUCAGUCAUGAUGAUUCGGACUCCAGAGGAACUAGAGGAUGUUUCUGACCUGGAAGAGGAUCAUGAGGUCCGCAGUUACACCAGUGUUCAGACGGAAGGGAAAACUGAUCGGGCUAAGAUGACUCAGUUGCCUGAGGCAGAAAAGGAAAAGAUUGCUGAGCAAGUUGCUGACUUCAAGAAAGUAAAGAGUAAGCUGGAUGCUGAGAUUGAGAUAUGGGAUGAUACAAGCAACGAUAUCAUUGUUCUGGCCAAGAAGAUGUGCAUGAUCAUGAUGGAGAUGACAGACUUCACAAGGGGCAAAGGACCACUGAAGCAUACAACUGAUGUGAUCUAUGCAGCUAAAAUGAUAUCAGAAUCAGGAUCAAGGAUGGAUGUCCUUGCUCGGCAGAUUGCCAACCAGUGCCCAGAUCCAUCAUGCAAACAGGACUUGUUGGCCUACCUGGAACAGAUUAAGUUCUACUCUCACCAGCUGAAAAUCUGCAGUCAAGUUAAAGCUGAGAUCCAGAGCCUGGGGGGUGAGCUCAUCAUGUCAGCGUUGGACAGUGUUACCUCCCUGAUCCAAGCAGCCAAAAAUUUAAUGAAUGCUGUAGUUCAAACAGUGAAAAUGUCUUACAUUGCCUCAACCAAGAUCAUCCGAAUUCAGAGUCCUGCUGGGCCUCGGCAUCCAGUUGUGAUGUGGAGAAUGAAGGCUCCUGCAAAAAAACCCUUGAUUAAAAGAGAGAAGCCAGAGGAAACUUGUGCAGCUGUCAGACGCGCCUCAGCAAAGAAAAAAAUCCACCCAGUGCAAGUCAUGAGCGAAUUUAGAGGAAGACAUGUCUACUGAAACCCUUCUUCUACUCGAGUGUUUAUAUUACAAAGGCCUGGCUAACCACACUGCUUUGUUCUUUCUUACACUUGACUAGUUCUGUAAGUUCACUAUUUUGGAAUUUAACCCAUAGAUAAUGUAAAACAUUGGAAGCCUGACCAACAUGAGCAACGUAUCUUUGGGAUCAUGUCAUUGUCAUUCUGUAAAGCCAGCACCUAAUAAGUAAUCAAUAUAUGCUUGUUGACUGAAUGAAACAUUAAGGUGCCAUUCAGCCUUCCCCAUCACAGAGAAUCUCUUAUAUCCAUUACUAAAUGAACACAGGAGACUCGAGUGAGCCCUGUUCAUCUGUAACAGCUUAAGAACACUCACCUUUUUCGAUCUGAAUUAAAACACUGACAUGAGCUCUUGGCUUGGUUUUCAGUAGAAACAAAAGAUUCAUAAAAAUACUUUCCCAUUUAAUCUCCAUGCUGUCUUUAUCUGAUCUAACCUGACAGACAUCUGUGACUCCUGCUACGGGGGAAAAAAAAUCAGUCUCUAAGUAUUUGUAACUACUGUCAACUGAUUGGGCUGUAACAUCCCUCCUGAGCAAACCUGAGCAGUCAAGCUCAUUGCUGGAUUUUCAAGGUCUGACUUACUUCUUCAUGAAACUAUUUAUUAACAUUAUAAAGUCAGUAAGUCAAUUUGAUGCCGCAAAUGUGCCUUUUAGGACUCCACUGUGUUCAGCAGUUCUGCAUGUUGAGCUGUAGAUUUAACUGGGUCCACCAGAAUACAUACAUGGAAGAAGAGUUUUCACCCAUUGCUGUAACGGGUAUCUAACUAUAUCCCCGAGUGAGGUAUGAUAACAGAAGUGUAAGGAGUUCUCCACGGCUCUGAAACUCCAUCUGUAUUGGCUUGAGAGUGCAAUUAACAGGAAAAGGCCAGUUUGAAAACCCUUUUGGCAUUGAGUAAAGUAUAACUCAAAAAAAAUGUGUGAAUUGUACCAGUGAACUAUGAAGUAGAGUUAAUGGUAAUGAAGGUAGAGUGAUUUUAAUAACACUUUUUAAAAUAAGUCACAGAGGUCAUUUUAUAACUACACUCAUUGUGCUCACCCCAGUUGAAUUCAUAAUGGACUUCAUAGUAGUUUCAGAGUCUAGAGUAUGGCUUCUUUCUCUCUCUCUCUUUCUGGAGGAGUUAAGUUUCAGUUUCACUUUUGCUCAUGCACAGAGCUCACAGGAUUUUAAAUAUGCGUUUCCUAGUCUACUGUACCAAAAUUAUAUUAUAAUUGUAACUUCACUUUGGAAAACACUGCCAUCAAUGAGUUGUUUUAAUGACCACGUCACCUAGAUAAAAUUCAAGCCUGCAACAUCAGCUGAUGUUAGGAGGACUAGUUUGGGCAAAAGAACAUGUGAAGCAUAAGAAUGCAUAAAGACUGAAGCGUGAUGUGCUUAGUGUCUUGAGCCAAAUGGUAUGGGAAAAGAAUUUACUUAAUAGGUCAUUAUUACUUACGGUGAAUAUGUCAACUUUUAUUGUAGUGUAUUAUACUUUUCUUCCAAAACUCUAGAUUACCUGGGCUCAGCACACACAUUUUCUAGGAGUGAAAGCAACAUACCCUCCCUGUCUUGCAGUGUGCAUCAGCCCACAGUUGUUCUGAGCAGAGUCCAAUCCCUAAAAGAGAAGACAGUACAGAAGGAAUUAGAGAAUGCAGAUAAUUCUGUUUUCCAGAGCCAGCUAACUAAACAGGGAGGCAAAAUCUUCUGUUGAAAUGCUAACAUCACUUUCUGCUCUAAGAGUGGUCACUACAAGAGUGACACCUAUGACACAUCCUUUCCUCAGGUGGAAGUGUGAAUUUGUAGUUUAGUUGAGAAAAAAAAAUUAAUCACCAAAUUACUAGCUGUGUAUCUUAGUUCCUAAAGCCAUAUGCUCAAGAGUCCUAAGACUCAUGAGGAAAUCUAUAAUGUCCUUUUGAUCCUACAUCAGCUUUCCACAGGUUGGAAUUUAGAAUGCAGCACUGGAUGCCAAAAGAACAGAAGUAACUGGAAAUUAUACAAUUAUUAAAAAACCUAUCUUAAAAAAAAAACUUUUUACCCAAAAAUGAGAUGUGAACAAGGCCUCCUCUUUAAAGGAGAUAGAUUUCUAGCUUUGCUCAAACAACUAUAAUUAAAUAAAACUUAGUAUAUUAAAAAAAAAUUAUCUUGAAGAACAGCCGAGAAGUAAAGUCUGCUGCAGCAACCAAAGGUGCAAUAAGAAUAAGAUACAUGGAUCUGAGAAAGACACCUGUCCACCUGACUGAAUUCCUACAGUGGGCAGCAUUUCAGGAUUUAAUUCAGUUCAAACCUGCUAAUAAUAUAAUACUUAUUCACAAGAAAAAUUAGCAAAUAUAUUAACAAAUCUUCUCAUUAUAAAACAUAGUUAAAUGAAAUCAGUAAGUAUGAAGGUAGGAUAUAUAUUUAUAAUUAUCCCUUCUGUAGGGGGCUGACAGAAAUUUAAUGAGGGUGAUUGCUUGGUGUCCCAUCUAUGUACGUCUUGAUAUCACAUCACAGAGAUUGGUGCUUAUUCUAAUGAUACCUUUGCUUUAUCUUGCUCAUCAAAACUCACCUUUUUCUUUUAAUGAAAUUAAUUUAUGUAGAAAAAAAAUCCAUGAAAAGGAGGAGGGGGUUUAUACCACCUACAAGGACAUUUUCAUCCCAGUGAGCUGCCAGCAUCACUGUCAAAUGGCAGACUGAACUCACAGUAACUUACAAAAUAUCCGUGAUAUCAUAAUUCACUAAAGAGUCUUUUAACUAGAAAACCUGGAAGGCUUUCAUCAAAUCGGAAAGGUGAUAAAUAUAAAUCUCUCCCUUUUAUUUAUCCCAAGUGGGAAUUCAUGAAUUAAAACAGUUAUUUCUUUCUAAUGGACUCCAUGUCCGAGUCUGGGGGAAAAAAAUUCAAACAAUGAAAUUUCUAAAGUAAUUUGUUAAUUACUCCCUUUCUGCUUAUGAACGAAUAUUAUGACUGUAUUAGAAAACGUAGUAUUCUUAAAAGUGCCUUUUGGCAUUUGCAAAUCUCUUAAUUUACCAGUAUCCACGUAACAUCUAUGUUCCCCAUAAGGGGCACAUCCCCUCACAACUACACAGAAAGGUCCCCUUCUUCAGUCUGGAAUUCUUGCACACUUUACAGCUUCAAAGGAGGUCAGUUUUCAAGUCAUAUUAAAGCAAGAAAAGUGAAAAUUGUGAACACACUGCCAAGUGCCCAAUUUGGGCCUCAAACCUAAUAAUUAGUGCUCCUCAAAUUUAAUGAGGGGCUGAGUAGACUAACAUCUGACAACAGAGAAAUGAUUUCCAGUGGCUUUCUACACCUUUACAUUCAGGGCAGUCUUUUCCUUUCACCAUCCCUGAGCUCGGUAUCUACCAAUAAUUGCUGACAGUUUUCUACCAGAAUGAUGCAGUCAGACCUGCUCAUCCCAGUCAAUUACCCCCCAGUAACGUCCUUCCCUCAGAGUCCAUGCACCAAAAAUCCUCUCUCCCAUCUCUCAUCCCAUCCUUAGGUGUCUAUCCCACAUGUAAAUUAAUACAUUUUGUAGCAUUCUAGUUAACAUUAUCAAUUUAAGUUCUCAGCAACAUUAUUCCUUACUGUUUUCUAUUCCAAAAAACAUCUCUUUUGGUGUCAAAUGCACACUUGUGUGCUAGAGAUUGUGGUUCCCAUGGAUACAGUUCUGUAGAGAGGCAGAAUGAGGAGAGAGAGAUCUGAGACUUUUCCUAAUGAUAUUUACCGUUCUCUAGUGAACUCAUCGCAGAAUUGCUAGCCUGUUUCAGUAUCUUUGUAAGUAAUUCUUUAGGUCAGCAAAGCAAGCACUGAAAUGUCAGGCUGAGUAAAAUCUGUGCUUUCUUUUGUCAGCCUAUCUUUUGCAUAUUUAGGUGUCAGUCAUUUUUUCUGUGUGGAAAGUCAGAAAUAUUUCUCAGUUUGACUUGAUCAGAAAGUUUAGGGGCAGCCAGUUAGACGGUUGUAAUUUACAUGUUAUUUUAAUAAUUAUUUUUAAAUAAACUAGAAAAAUGGCUGCAACCUGAGAAAUUUAUAUAUGAUUUUCAUUUGUAUGUCACAUACCAGAAAACAACACUUAAUCAGGUAAAAACCCUAUAGCAUUCCUUUGGUCAUAACUCUCUUUCCUUACCAUUAUAAUAUAUUUAAUAUUAGCCUUUUGCAUGCUACUACCAAACAAAUAGCCAGACCUAGUGACAGAAGUGUCUAUCCACCAAGUAGUUUAUAAAGUUUUCACUUUGGUCCUUUGGGUCUAUUAGGAAAGAAAAUAUGGAUAUUAUUAAAACCAGAUGUAUGCAACUAAAGAUGCCCUAAUCAAGGCUGUAACACUAUCUUAGACAUCUAAAAGACAGAAGAAGAAUUACAAUUUUAAAUGCAUUUCUUUGGCUAUUUUAACCAAUUUACACAAAUAAGAAACAUUUUCUAUUAAAGCAAAAGAAAGACUAGUUUAUGACAUUAAUCAUUUUAGACGUGAAUCUUUUCCCCUGUCAAGACAGGUAAGAUCUAUUCUUGAACACUUCAAAAGACAAUGAUUAAUACUAACUGAGAGAACCAUUUCCAAAUGGAACCCAACUUUACCAGAAUCCCAUCGACAGGCAAGGAUGGUCUGCAGAGCUGGCCUUUCUGCAGGUCCUGGGAUGAGACGUCUCAUGGCUGCAGGCUGACUUAAGGCAUCCAACAGUCCCCACUGGUUUAGGGAAACAAACCCAAGGACUGAGUUUCAAAAUGAAUUUAACAAGUUGGAGGGAAAAAAACAGUAAGUACAGAGCAGUUGUAAAAGAAAGUGGGUAAGAAAGUGUCAGAGGUGGAGGAGGGAAUAAGAAAGGUAGUUGCAGAAGCAGGUAACUUUUACCCCAGAGAGGGGACGAGAUUUUGGCUCUAAGAGGAUUAGGCAGCCUCCUCCUGAGGAAGAUUUUAAGGGCUGGAUGGGGCACUUGUCUUUGCCGGUUUGGGUAAAGUCCUGUCAGGGCAGGAGGAUGAACUAUGUAACUUCUAGGAUCAUUUAGUGAUAUUGUUUGCAAGAUGAGAAACAGAAAUUCAGCCAAUUUUUUAGGCUGAUUGAUGGGUGCAAUUCUAACCAGUAUCAAGAGUUAAAUCAGGAUAUUAUAUAUUUAAUAAAUAUCUGUUGAGCAACUUUGACUUUUCAAGCACUGCUGUAGGUUCUCAGGAUACAUCAGGUAACAAAACAGUGAUGCCUGCCCUUCUGUGCCAACUCUGUGUUCAAAGCUAUUACUUUCCUUGAUUUUCUCAAUGACCAUAAGGGAUAAAUAUAAUUAGCUCUAAUCCUUAGAUAAGGAAGCUAAGGAUAUGGAUUUUGCUUGAAAAUUCACUUGCUUUAAAAUUUGAUUGCACUCUAGAGUCAACUUUUAGCCACCACACCAUCCAGAUUUCCUGGAAAAUGGGACUGAAUUUUUCAGUUGAAAAUGGGAUGCACAUUUCAAAUGUUGGCUGGCUUCCUACAUAAGAGCAAAAGAAUCAAAGAAAUAUAAGUCCAUACCUACAUCAUUCAAAGCAGGUACAUACAUAAUUAGCUGAAUAUUAUCACUUCUAAUAACCAAGUGAAAAAUAUCAGAUAGGUGAGGAGUGACUGUUCCAUCUAGGUGACCUAAAAUAAGAUGAGAACCUUUGUCAAAUUACAUUUAUUUUCACAGAAGUGAAAUUGUCAAUAGAGGUGCCUAUUUAAAAUUCAACUUCACCAUCAACUGAAAACCAUCUGUUGACACCAAUUCUUUCCUUUUUUUACUGUUAAUAUGUAUCUGUAUGUUUAAAGUUAAGUUUCCUUGUAUUCCAAACCAACCCAAACCACAGGAAAUGUAUGUUUCCUUCUUUAUGGAGGUAACAAAUGUUUACAAUGUGUGCCUGACUGCAGGUAAAUUUAGUCCUUUAUCUUUAUAUAGUCCUUCCUCCUAGAGACAACUGAAGGCUAGACUCUCCUUUCUCCCCAUGUUGCCACGUAGGCCUCCCUAUCUCAGGCCUGAGGUUGGUAAAUGACUUCCUGAUCUUUCUUAAGGUGGGAGCCACAGGUCUUUCCUUAAACUGGGAAUGUAUUUUGGGGGGGAUCUGUACUUUGGGGUACAUGGUCAUGAUGGUGUCUAUCUCCAACUGUAACAAAAGGAAGCUCUCAAGAGGGAAAUUCUUUUUGAAAAAGGCUGAGAUUUCUAACAGUCAUCUCUAAAAAUCUCUUCAAUGUAGGACAAAUACAACAACCACUUAAACGGUAUUAGCAGAGUGGUCCUGGUAUUUUCAUUUCACAAGGGGUAUUUUCUAGUUCUAAAGUUUUCUUUACUUUGCAUUUUCAAGAAGAAUGUUUAUUUUUUGUUCUGGGUAUUUGGUCUUGAAGGUGUAGCAUCUCUUUAAACAUCUUAAAACCCUCUUUCAAUAAUUACAUCAAUAGUUCAAAGCCUAAAGAUAACUUUUUUUUUUCCUGUUCAGACAGCCAUGUAUCACGCAGUCCCAGGCCAAACUCAACACGUCACAUCAGUUUCCCACUUUUACUCUCUGUGACACGCAGUGAGAGUCUAGCUUAGACUGACAAGUGUCCUUGGUUAGGGCUUCUAACUUCAAACUUGGACUGGCGUGUUUAUUCAUAAAGCAAAGGGGCAAGUCUGUGAUGUUAGUUCAUACUCUCUUGUUAAACAGAACUUUUCUUAAGACUUUAAACAUAAAAUUAAUUUU